This is a messenger RNA of Naegleria fowleri, 420 nucleotides long. RefSeq lists its product as uncharacterized. The transcript has a single exon. Bases 1 to 420 code for a protein of 139 amino acids. The record is from RefSeq and is a predicted model, not a curated record. NCBI's taxonomy places the organism in Eukaryota, Heterolobosea, Eutetramitea, Acrasida, Naegleriidae.
AUGGUUCUUGGAAGAUGCCCUUGUUCUACGGAUGGCAGGCACAAAUUGAUGUUUGCGAAAGAACCUUUGGCCACUUUCUCUUAUGGAGCUGCCAAACAAGAAUACAACAUUGAAAUGUGGAAAAAGACAGAAAAGUCCAUUUCCACAAAAAUCAAUUUGAAAGUAAUGAACGUGUGUGAUUUGGGAGUAAAUCAUUCAAAGAACAUUUCAGUGGAUAUGGGAAUGAAAGAGUCCAUGAAUACAGAGGUAUCAUUUAAGGGAGGAACUGUCUCUAUUCCCAUCAUGUUUUGUACUCAAUGUGGAGGUACGACUGUGCCUCCAAUGGAAAUCGUGAAAGAGGCUUUAUUAGAGUUGGAAGAACGUGCAGAGAAACAACAAUUGAAUGAGAUUGAUUUGGUAAAUAAAUCUGCCUUUUACUGA